Messenger RNA from Botrytis sinoallii, 2247 nucleotides. RefSeq lists its product as uncharacterized. Lineage: Eukaryota; Fungi; Ascomycota; Leotiomycetes; Helotiales; Sclerotiniaceae. Gene Ontology annotation, molecular function: RNA polymerase II cis-regulatory region sequence-specific DNA binding; DNA-binding transcription factor activity, RNA polymerase II-specific; zinc ion binding. The transcript is spliced from 6 exons. The record is from RefSeq and is a predicted model, not a curated record. Gene Ontology annotation, cellular component: nucleus. The coding region runs from base 1 to 2247 and encodes 748 amino acids. Gene Ontology annotation, biological process: positive regulation of transcription from RNA polymerase II promoter by galactose.
AUGUCUAGCCAUCAGAAAAGGAAACAAAGCCACUCUGAAGACUCUGUUUCGGAACAAGCAUGCACUCGCUGCCGUGAGCGCAAGAUUCAUUGUAGCCGUGAGCUCCCACAAUGCAAUAAUUGCGAGCAAGACGAUAGCGUGACAUGCAUUUAUCAAAAUCCUACCAAGAGAGUGAAUCACCUGAAGUCACUAUUUCACAGCGUGAAUGGAGUCAAAGAGUGCCUGAUCAAUAUAGAAUCACAUCUCGGCCGCCUAUCUAACAAAAUCGCGCAGAAUACAGAUCAGGAUAACUCUUGCUAUAACUUAUCGACCCGACAAGCGUCCAGGGGUGGAAGCUUUGAUGGGGAAGACGAUGAAGAUUGUCCGGCGAGCCCUUCCCCAUACAGCGACGACCAUGUCGACUUUCACGUCUUUUAUAAUCAGGCGGAUAGAAUCGAUUAUUAUCACGGCCCAUUGUCGUUGUUUGUUCUCUGCAAGCAAAUCCGAUCUUGCGCCAAUUUGUGUGAAAGUGCCGGUGUAGUCGAACCAUUCCCACCCUUUGGGAGCCAGCCCGUUAUCAACCUCCUAUCAAAACAACAAUUUACCACCACUAUUGGUCAUUUCUUUCAGCAUGUUGACUGUGCAACCGAUAUUUUUGUGAAGAGCAAUCUCCUUGCCCAAGUCGAACGUAUAUACUCGCAUAAUCCUGAGCCUCGUGAUGAUGUAUGGGCCAUCUGCUUCCAGGCCAUUACAGUGCUUGUUUGGGGUAUGGAAAUUUCUGCCCAAUCAGGUAACGGUCUAUUUGGCGACUUUGCACGUUCAUUCCUUCCGAGUCGAGCUGCGCUACUUAUCAACGUACAGACUUUGAUACUUCUAAGUGUCGCAGCACAACAAUUUGACCCGCCGGGGUGGGCUGAGCUUAUUUUCACCAACGCUUGUGGGCUUGCAAGAACCAUGAGACUUCACCAAACACAAAUCUUUCCCGAUGAAACCAAUACAUUUGAUGCAUUGGAACGAGUCAUACAGUCGCUUUACGUCCGGGACAAAAGCUUGUGCACUACUCGAGGUUCUGUUUCCUGGCUGCCGACCCACGAUUGCAAUAUUGCUCCCCAAUUAAGCGCUGCAAUAGAGCGCCAUGUAUCCUAUUCAGACACACUGCAACUAGCAAUGAUUCAAGAUGAUGUUUAUCGCUUGACGCACACUGCCUCAUUUCGGACAAGCAAGUCUAGAAAAUCACAAGCUUCCAAACUGUUGCGAUCCAUUGAACGCCAACUGGCCCAAUUUACACAAACGUUUGGUAUUUUGAAUUUCCAGGCAUCUUCUUGUAACCCCCGCCGGUCCAUGUUGACUUUGGAGUUUCUGGCUACUCGUAUACUUGCUUUACAGCAUGGAUCUGGGCAAAAGCAUGCCGAACAAUUACGUUCCGAUGCAAGAACCAGUUGCCUCUUAUUGCUGAUAGCAAAUGGAGUUCAAGAUCCUCAAGAUGUCGAUAAUUUCAACGCUCUAGCUUGUCAGAAGACCGCCACUCCCAAUCGGGACGAGAAGCUAUCCACCACUGAAGCGAACAUAGUCUCUUUUGCCAGUAUACUUGACGCCUUUUCACUGCCAGCAUUCUUCAUACUACUCAAAGACCUCCUAAAUUCCUCAGAUAAUGACCACGGGUCUAAUUCCGAUCUCGAUUUAUUGCGCAGAGUGUCUGCCUGCUAUAUACACAGCACAGAGCGGAUGCAAUCUAACAGCUAUCAUCGCAAGGUCGCGUGGACAUUCGAGCAGCUGCUUAUAAUAAUCAAUCUGAUAAAGUAUCCCGAACAGCAUCAACCAAUUUCCAUGGCUUCAACAGCAUCGAUAUCUGAUACGAUAAUGUCUCUCAAUACCCAAACUGAAGACUUCUUAAAGAUCUCCCCACCAGGCUCAAUAGGAGAUGGAUCAAUUUUCUCUUUCUCACCACAACCUGCUGCGAGCACGCCUUUCUCCUGGGACAUCGGCUCAUCUCUCCCAUCUUCGUUAGGACCAUAUACACCUUUUGGCUCGGCAAAUUCAGCAGAUGCCUCAGAUGCUGGUAUAUCAGAUCUACUCAACCAGCUAAGACAAAGUGGUGCUAACGGUAGCCCGGAACAAGUUAUGACAUGGCCUGAACUGGCACCUGAACUCCCUAGGAAGCGUCUGCAAACUCAUGAAGAGCCAAGUAUCUCAACAGAGAAAAAUGAGUCGAUUCAGAUGACUUUUAAUCCUCAAGGCAAGAAGUUUUCUUCGACCAAUGUAGUUUAG